This is a messenger RNA of Alnus glutinosa, 462 nucleotides long. RefSeq lists its product as uncharacterized. The transcript has a single exon. NCBI's taxonomy places the organism in Eukaryota, Viridiplantae, Streptophyta, Magnoliopsida, Fagales, Betulaceae. Bases 1 to 462 code for a protein of 153 amino acids. The record is from RefSeq and is a predicted model, not a curated record.
AUGCUCUACAGUAAAGCUCGAGGCCGAUCUUGUCGUCAAGAUAAAGGAUCUCCAACAACAGUUGAACAUCAUUUUAGAGUUGAUAUAUUUACUGCUGCAAUAGACUUUCAAUUACAAGAAUUAAAAAGUAGAUUUGGUGAGCAAGCCGUAGAAUUCCUCACUCUUAGUGUUGCUUUAAGUCCUAAAGAUGUAUACAAAUCAUUUGAGAUUGAUGAUAUAUGCAAAUUAGCUGAGAAGUUUUAUCCUAAAGAUUUCAACGUGCAAGAAAGAUUCUGUUUGAAGUUUCAAUUGGAGCAUUAUAAGCUUGAUAUGCCAAAGCAUUCAGAUUUUCAAAAUAUGUCUACAUUAUCUGAGUUAUGCAUAGGAUUGGCAAAUUCAGGAAAGUCAAAGAUCUAUCAUUUGAUUGACAAGUUGAUUCAUCUAGUGUUAACUCUCCAUGUUUCUACUGCGACUACAGAAUGA